GGGACGUGACCUUCCCUGGCUGAGCCUGACGAUGUGGGGUCAGGAUGCCUCGGUGCCCCGACGUCGCCUGGCGCAACCUUGCAGGGGCGCUCCUUGGCUGCUGGCGCUGCUGCUGAGCUUGGCCCUUGCCCGGAAAGGGGGCUCGGCGGCACACUGCCCCAGCAAAUGCGUCUGCGCCAGCAACAUCAUCAGCUGCUCCAAGGCCAACCUGAGUGUCUUCCCCCAUCCCCUUCCCUCGUACGCGGCUGCCCUGGACUUCAGCUACAACCAGCUGACGCGCCUGCGGGCGGAGUGGGCGCCUUCCCCGCUUCGCCACCUGCACUCCCUGUUCCUCAGCCACAACGGCCUUUCCUUCAUCUCCACGGAGGCCUUCACCAAUGUCCCUCACCUCAAGUACCUGGACCUCUCGUCCAAUAACAUCCAGGAGCUGGGGGAGAACCACUUCAGCCACCUGGUGAAGCUGGAGGUGCUGCUGCUCUACAGCAACAAGAUCUCCAAGAUUGACCGGACGGCUUUUGAAGAGAUGACCAAGCUCCAGAAGUUGUACCUGAGCCAUAACGCCAUCAGCCGCUUCCCCCAUGAGCUGCUGAAGAAGGACGAGGGAGGCUUCCCGGAGCUUGCCUUGCUGGACCUCUCUUGCAACAAGAUCAAGGAUAUUUCUGUGGACGAGGUGAACAAGCUCCCAGCCUGGGUGAAGAACGGCCUCUACGUCCACGGAAACCCCCUCACCUGCCAGUGCUCGCUCUACAACCUCUUCACCCACUGGCAGAAGCGGCAGCUGAGCUCCGCCACGGACUUCAAGGAGGAGCUCAAGUGCUUCCUUCAGAAAGACAGCAGAAUCAUCAAAAUCUCCAGCCUCAGCGACCCAAGCCCAGGGGGCUUGAACUGCAGCGAGUUCAAGGAGCAAGUGCUGGAGGUCCAUCGCGGGGAAGAGGUGAUCAUCAACUGCGACACGAGGCAGCGAGGGGUGGUGAUCAGAGAGUGGCUGACCCCCCGCUACGAGCGUGUCCCCCAGGAGGGCGACAACAGCUCCAUGACCAUGCUGACCAACGGGAGCCUUCAGAUCAAAAACAUCAGUGUGGAGGACAUGGGUCCCUAUACCUGCUAUGCGGUCAGCCAGGUGUUCAACGAGACCCUCUAUGUGCACGUCACGGUCCACAACUACUCCUUGCACGGGACCCCGGACACCCUCAACACCGCCUACACCACGCUGGUGGGCUGCAUCCUAAGCGUCAUCCUCGUGCUCAUCUACCUUUACCUGACCCCCUGCCGCUGCUGCUGCCGCAACGGCGAGAAGCAGGCCAGCCAGCGCGAGGGCAGCAUCAACUCCUCGGUGCUCAGCACCACGCCCAACCACAACACCGGCGGGGGCAAGGAAGGGCUGAACCGGCACAUGGCGCCUGGCAACGCGCAAGGCCAGAAUGGCAAAUGCAAAGCCAACAGCUCCCCCAAGCAGGCGGCGAAAGGGUCCCAGAAGGCAGAGCGGAAGAUGUCGGAUGCGGACUCAGUCAGUUCUGUCUUCUCCGACACGCCCAUUGUGGGGGCCUCGCAGGGCGAAGGCGGGAGAGGAUCCGGCAGGGAUAAGGCAGGGGCUGAAUUAGUGGGGCUGCUGUGAUCGUUCUGGCACUGGGAAACAAGACGGAGGAUGCAGCCACAUCCCUUAAGGCAUAACACUAUUCUCUGGCACUGUUCUCCGACCUGCCACAGUAUGUAAUGGCGUUGCUUUGUUACUUUCCUCCUGUCGAGCCCACAGUCCAGUGUCGAAAACCUUGAUCUCCCAAUAUUGCUCUUGAAGCACAGUCUUUCCUCAGCCCUCCGUUUCUUUGGAAUGACAUGGUUUUUCAGAUCGCCCUCAUGGGAACCUUUGUGAGCAUCUCAGCCACAGGCAAAAGGGUCCAGCAGACUUCACUAGGUUUUCCUGCAUCCUGCUGUCGCUUUUGCUUACUUUCCCUGGGUGGGGCUUUCCUCCCAAGUCUCCGUGCAGGUAUGAAUACCAGAAGAGCAGCCCCGGCUCAUCCGCUGCAGCAGAAAUGGCAGUGUCACCUUCAGAGACUUAACAAUAUUAGGGUGGCAUAAGCUUCCAUAGGUGGCAGCCUGCUCCAUCGGAUGUUACAAAGUGGGCCUAGAAACCAAGGUUUUUGUUCACCUUCAUGCAAAUUAAAUCACAUUCAUCUCCACAGUAGCUCCAGAGAUGGCAGAAACCCCAAUUAGCCACGGUAUUGUGGGAGUGGGGUGGAGGAAGUUGACUUUUUAAAAAUGGCUCAACAAUAUUUUUUUUAUAUAUCUAUAUAUAUAUAUAUAUAUAAACUCUU
This is a messenger RNA of Podarcis muralis (Common wall lizard), 2312 nucleotides long. Lineage: Eukaryota; Metazoa; Chordata; Lepidosauria; Squamata; Lacertidae. The record is from RefSeq and is a predicted model, not a curated record.